This is a messenger RNA of Colletotrichum truncatum, 1005 nucleotides long. The record is from RefSeq and is a predicted model, not a curated record. NCBI's taxonomy places the organism in Eukaryota, Fungi, Ascomycota, Sordariomycetes, Glomerellales, Glomerellaceae.
AUGGCCGUAAAAGCCCUCAUCUCCACUCUCGAGGAUGAAAUCCUUGAUCCGGAAGAAGAAACGUUCUUCCUCUUCUCGCACAAAAUCCCCUCAUCGAAUCUGGGCUUCAUCGACCCCAAAGCGACAUCUCUCUCGCUGACUUUAGCGGACCGAGAUUUCACCAUCCAUCAAUCCCCCACCGUCCUCUCAUCGACCCGCGCAGGCGGUACAACCGGCGCAGUCCUCUGGAAAAUCACCCCCGUCUUCGCAUCCUACCUCUCCUCCCCGACCUCACCCUUCGCCACCAUCUUCCACCCUUCCUCCACGGUGCUAGAACUAGGCUGCGGAAUAUCACCCCUGACAGCCCUCCUCCUCGCCCCGCGGAUAUCCCGCUACAUCCUGACAGACCAACCUUACGUCUCGCGCAUGAUCCACCAGAACCUCGAAGCGAACCCCUUAGCAUCGUCCGCCGCGACGAAAUCGUCCUCUUCCUCCCGCAGACGAAAGGCAGGCGGAGGCGGAGGCGGAAGCGGAGCUUCUUCUUCUUCUUCUUCUUCUUCGUCCGCUUCCCACGCUGCUGCCGGGGUUGGUCAAGGGGGGGUAAUCGAGUUCCGCUCUCUGGACUGGGAACUCGACACCCCGACCCCGGACCUGACGGGGUCCCCGUCGGCCCGCAGCUUCGACGCCGUGGUGUGCUGCGACUGCAUUUACAACGAGGCGCUCGUCGACCCCCUCGUCUCCACGACCGCCGACCUCGCUCGUCUCCGCCUCCGCGCCCAGGAAGACGAGGAAGGGGGGGAAGGGGAGAAGAAGGAGGAGGAGGCGGCGGUUCGGUCCGAGCCGUGCGUUUGCAUAGUGGCCCAGCAGCUGCGCAGCCCCGACGUCUUUGAGGAAUGGGCCAAGAGUUUUCACGACAAGUUUCGCGUCUGGCGCGUCCCGGAUUCGCUGUUGCCCGAGGGGCUCCGGAUCGAGGCUGGGUUUGUGGUUCACAUGGGUAUCCUUAGAGAGUCCCGUUUCGAGAUCUAG